AUGUAUCCAAAGAACAGUGUGCCUAAAUACGUCUUGAAAAGCCUGUAUUUCUAAAAAUAGAUCUCUCAAGUGUUGAACUUUGCCUUACAAGGCUCCUGUCGUCAUGGGUAUGCCAGUGUUCAUAGUUGCUGGUCUCCUUGUGCAUUGUGUCUUCUUGGCCUCCAUUUUUGACAUCUACUUCACCUCCCCUCUGGUUCAUGGUAUGACUCCUCAGCAGACUCCAUUACCACCCCCAGCAAAACGUCUCGUGCUCUUUGUCGCUGAUGGUCUGCGGGCAGAUUCCCUGUAUGAAUUGGACAGCAACGGUACUCCUCGAGCACCUUUCCUGCGGAGUAUUCUAGAGAAUAUUGGCAGCUGGGGAAUCUCUCAUACGCGUGUCCCAACAGAGUCUAGGCCAGGCCACGUUGCACUUAUAGCUGGAUUUUAUGAAGAUGUCAGUGCAGUUGCUAAAGGCUGGAAGGAGAAUCCAGUGGAAUUUGACUCUCUUUUCAAUGAGAGUAAAUAUACUUGGAGCUGGGGAAGCCCAGAUAUUUUGCCAAUGUUUGCCAAAGGUGCUAGUAGAGAUCACGUUUAUACGUUUUGUUACACAGCAGAAAGUGAAGAUUUUGGAGCACAAGAUGCGGCUAAGCUUGACACUUGGGUUUUUGAUCAUGUUAAGAGCUUCUUUAAUUCUUCCAGAAGUAAUCAAACGUUGUACUCUGCACUAAAUGAAGAAAAAGUGGUUCUGUUCCUGCAUUUGCUAGGCAUAGACACAAAUGGGCAUGCACAUCGGCCAAACUCGAGGGAAUACAAGGAGAAUAUUAGAAAAGUUGAUGAGGGUGUAAAAGAAAUGGCUUCAAUGCUUGACAAUUUUUAUGGAAAUGAUGGAAAAACUGCAUUUAUCUUAACCUCUGACCAUGGAAUGACAGAUUGGGGAUCCCAUGGAGCUGGUCAUCCCUCAGAGACCUUAACACCACUCGUUGCUUGGGGUGCUGGAGUGAAUUAUCCACAGAGGGUUGCAUCCCAAUUCUUUGAAGACAAUUUUUUGGAAGAAUGGAAACUGGAGAACUUGAAGAGGCUGGAUGUCAAUCAGGCUGAUGUAGCACCACUGAUGGCUUCUCUUAUCGGUGUUCCUUUCCCCCUGAAUUCUGUGGGAACUCUGCCUCUGGAAUAUCUGAACAAUAGUGCUCACUUCAAAGCGGAGAGCAUAUUCACAAAUGCUGUUCAGAUUCUUGAGCAGUUUAAGGUUAAGAUGACUCAGAAAGAGGAAACAACAUUGUCAUUUCUGUUCACGCCGUUUAAGCCGCUUUCUGAUUCUGAACAAAUGAAUUUUCCAGCAAGUGCUAACAGAGUCCUCUGUGAACAAGUAAUACAGCUGAGUUUCCUACCUUUGGAGAAAUCGCAAAUAUCAGCAUAUCUGUGUUUAAGGAAUGACCGUCGCUGCAGGAAAACUAUGGUAUCUUUGUGCAAAACCCUGAUUAACCUUGCUCUGGAAGGCCUAUCUUACUACCAUACUUACGACAGAUUGUUCCUGGGCCUGAGUAUUGCAAUGAGUUUUGUGGGCUGGACAGCUUAUGUGAUUUUGGUGAUUAUCAAGACCCAUACCAAUCUGACCAAAACUGUCCAGAGUAGUGACAAGGAAUCUACUGUUCUCUUGUACGGUUUUGCAUUUGUUGGAAUGAUAAUAGCUUUUUUCCUGUUGAUUCAAACUUGUCCUUGGACAUAUUACAUAUACUGUCUAUUGCCAGUGCCAGUAUGGUAUGCAGUUGUGAAAGAACUUCAUGUUAUUCAAGACCUUGCUGCAAAUCUCUUGUCACUUCCCAUUGGUCAGUCUAUGGGAUUCCUAUUGGUUUGUGUACUGGGAGUUGAAAUACUGGUUUUCAGCUUUUUCUACCGCUCUACGCUUACUGUUGGUCUUCUUGUCUUUGCUGGCUGGCCGGUGAUCACACAGCUGUGGGUUCAGGCAAAGACAACAGUAUUGAUCUGGAUUCUUCUAUGCGUGCUUCUGGCAAUAUUUCCUUUAAUGCCUGUUGUAGGAAGAGAACCGAACAUUCCUCUAGUAAUAGCAGCUGGUCUGCUGACUCUUUUGAUCUCUUGCUCCUACUUGGCUUUUUUUCGUAAAAGCAAAAAUAGAUACGUGAAUAAUGAAGAUCUAAAAGUACAGUUUUAUCAGAUGUUGAGCAUUGCACUUUCAACAUAUGUUGUGAGCAGUACACACAACAGUCUUCAGAACAAACAGGGAUUGCCAGUAUUCAAUCAAAUUAUUAGCUGGACAACUCUAGUUUCUUCCUCAGUGUUGCCUUUACUGAGCCCCACGUUUCUCUUUCAGCGACUGUUCAGCAUACUGCUCUCCCUGAUGUCCACCUACCUGCUCCUCAGCACAGGAUAUGAAGCUCUCUUUCCACUGGUGCUGUCUGGUUUGAUGUUUGUGUGGAUAAAUAUGGAACAAGAAGCACUGCAGCACUACAGUCUUUCACUCAAGCCAAAGCUUGCUGUUCUCAACUUCUCCUAUGCUACUGAUAUAACUCAUUUUAGACAGCUCCACCUGGAUGACAUCCGUAGGUCUUUCUUCUUUGUUUUCUUCAUAGUGACAGCCUUUUUUGGCACUGGCAACAUAGCUUCUGUUAACAGUUUUGAUCCAGCUUCUGUCUAUUGUUUCCUGACCGUGUUCAGUCCCUUUAUGAUGGGAGCCUUGCUUAUGCUGAAGGUUGUAAUCCCAUUUGUUUUGGUAUCAUGUGCUUUUGAAGCUGUUCAAGUCACAACACAGCUUUCUUCUAAAAGCCUUUUCCUCAUUGUUCUUGUGAUUUCAGACGUUAUGGCUUUGCACUUUUUCUUUUUGGUUAAAGAUUAUGGAAGCUGGCUCGAUAUAGGAACAAGCAUUAGCCACUAUGUGCUGGUGAUGUCGUUGACCAUAUUCAUGAUGCUGAUGAAUGGACUGGCCCAGCUCCUGACUACAAAGAGGCUUGAGCUUUCCAGAAGGACUAAGCACCAUUCUGCGUGAUGAAGUGUUAAAUAUUCCUGCAGUUUUUCCCACCCUCAGCCUUCCUCUGAACCAACCUCUGCCUGUGGAAUGUAAAUGCAAGUUAACAGACUAGAGCGCCAAAAUCCCACCCAGGGAUCAGAGUGCUCUACUGAUACAGAUUAAAUGAUGUCCUGUGGCUGAAAUUUGUGUUUGGAGAUCGUCAUUUAGACAUCAGCUGGGCUAAAAUAGCCUCAUCUUUAUUCUUUAAGCAACAUAUUUAUUGAAAGUAAAACCAGCAAUGAAGUCCUGUAUAAAAGAAAUAGGCAACUAUCUUUUGGGUUUUUUCUUCAGUUAUUUUAACUCAUCUUCCAGCUGUUCAUCUCACACAUGCACACUCUUAUUAGGAGUCUGCAAAGUCCUAGCUUCAUUUCACGCCUCACAUAAUCAUUUUGCAGACUAAAACAUAAACAAAAUCAAUCUGGGCAGAUCACUGGUUUGUCUGUUGCCCAGUAUGGCAUAUGCAUUUGAAUAUCUCUGAAACUGGCUACCCUUUUUGAAAGCUAUGUGAAUGCUUCAAGCUGUCUGUGUGAGAGUGCGCUGAGGCAAGCGGGACUGGUACGCUGUGGGACUGUUGCUGUAAGACAGUUGCUUUAAGCUGACCUCAGUGCAGACUGCUGCCUCUGACUGCUCUCCUGCUGUCUCUUGUGCCAGCAGGAACGCUUGAGCAGGCUGAGCAGUAAACCAGAUCAAGUAAUUGAUCCAGUUGAAUGUGAACCUGAUGAAAGAAUAGUAAGACAGCGUUCAGACAGACCAGUUCACUGGGCCAGCUCAUGGGUGAGGGCAGGCAGGAGGAUAGGUCGGUGGCAGCCUAGAGUUACAUCAGCAUAAAGAGAACAUGAAACUGUAGCCGGAGUGUGUGGUUUGCAUAGAGUGAUGCCCAUCCUGCCGCUCAAAGGCUUUUUCUUUUGUUAACAUUUUUGUUCUGCUCCUGAUUGCAAGUGUCAGCCUGCGUAAUGGCUCUGCUGUGAGGCAAACAAAUCUUCUGGUUCUGCGUGGAUUACAAGUGAGAGUAGAGAGAUCUGUGACACCUAUAGGCUCUUGGGGACCCAGUAACUGUAAAUCUGUUGCAUGAGGCUUUGAGAUAGCCUUGCAACUUCAUAGUCUCUGCAAUGGCAAGCAUCAGCUUCCCUGCCAGUAGCCCAGUGUUUUAAAGUGGGUAGAAAUACAACACCUACCGUGAUUCAAUGCUUCAUUCCUCCCUGAAGUCAUCUAUUUUUAAGAAUUAAGCGAAAAUUGUAUCUCCUGCUCACCAGGAGCCCUGCACAGAGCUACAUAUCUUGCCUUUGAAGUAGCUUUUUGCAUUCACACUAUCAGUUAAAAGAGCCUUUGAAGUGGAUUGCUUUGCACGGUGAAGAAAGUGAGUGAAAGAAAACACUUUCUUCACUCUGCACAGUGUGUGAUGACAUCCUUGACAAAUCGUGCUAAGUCCCAUGUCACACUCCAUCUUGCAAAUAGUCCUUCCUGUCUAAGAGCGCAAUAUAUACAGCGCAUGGCACCGCUAGCCAAGGCUAGGCGUUCAUCAUGAGGGCAGCUCUGAUACUCAGUUUCUAGCCAUCUGGUAUUUGGCCGUGGUCACAUGGCUGCUUAACACUGGAAACCAGUCAUCCCUGCAGGAAGUUUGGCUGGGAGAAACCAGUCGCAGAUCUCCAUCUGCUUUUUGAGUGCUGGUAAAUAUCACAUUAUGGACUUGUAGACACCCAUGCAGCCUCAGAGUGCCUCUUGUGAGCAUCUGAUCACUGGAGGAGUCAUUCUGCCACUAGGUAGUGGGCUGGUGACCCUCCUGGGCAUGUUGCUAGCACAGCUAGCCACUGUCACAGAAGAUAUUGCAUAUAUGGUCUGUAAAAAAUGUGAAGACUUGUGUGUUGGAGGGUGGAUGAAUGCCAGCGGCUGGUGGUUGUGCUGUACAAGGAACCACCUUGAGCAGGUAGAAGGUUGAGGCCACAGCAAAAGCUAUGUCUAGGCACGGCAAUCUACUGAACCUGUUCUCAGCUCCAGGGAGCUCUUACUGGGGAGAACUAUCCUCACCUUGGCCCUAUCCUAUGUAAUCCCAAGCUGUAAGGGUACUGAACCGUCAGCUUUGUGUGACCUAACUGAUCUCUCGAUGACCUCUGUCCACAGCUCUGUUCUUGCAGUGCGCCCAGCUAUAGGCAGCCAUACUAUUGAGCAUCCCAGUCUGUGUUGCUGGAGUCAUGCUCUUUGUAAAGCUGCUGUUUGUAGAGCAAAUUCACUGAUGGGAGCAGCUGAACAGCUGCCUUUGCUCUAUGUGACAUGAAGGAACUGACGGAAAAGUAGGAAUGUAGGACCCACAGGGCUGCCGCCCUGAAGGCAGAUCUGCAGACAUGUCAAAGAUGCUAGUUAUCUGUGACAGGGCCAAGUGGGUGUCCUACCUAUCAAAUGACAGCACUGGAGGUACGUACUAUCUAUUGCUGUAGGCUCCUUGGGAGAAUGCACAGAGGCUGAAGCCUGACGUUGUCUUUUAUUACCAUGGGGGGGAGGGGGGCUGGUAAUAAAAUAUUGGCUAAUCGUGCUGUAUCUGAUGCUGCUAAUCUACCACAGUAGGAAUAAUGAAUGUACUCUGGCAUACAGGACAGUGAAAACGGCUGUCCAAAAAAGGAACCCACAUCAAUUAUCCUUUCUGCUUAUGGCUUCCGUAGUGUCUCCUUCCACAAAGUAGGUUCUGUUUUUGAGAUCCAUUCCUGUAAGAGCAAGAGGAAGACGAGCAUGGGAGAGCAGCCACAACACACAUAGUAGUUUUUCCCCAGAGCUUUGAAAGGGCCUAUUCUAGUUUGCCGUUUGCCCCGACUGGGCUGUAGCGGUAGCAGCCUUAGCUGACCUUUCCCUUUCCCCUGCCAAUCCCCCCUGCAUCUCUGUGCUGUUUGCAAAUGCUGUUCCUAGCAUGCGCCACGGGAAUCUUGGAGAGCAGCUCUUGCAAAGAGGCCGAUUGGCCAUGCUAUUCCUGUAUCUCCCCAGGGGAGGCUCUUGCUGGAGUCUUGGCCUGCACGUUUGGGUUCACUCCAGCACAAGGAGGUGUCAAAAAUUCUCCCACUCAGCUACUUUUUACAGCCCAAUGGGCUAUGUGGCAAAGUAGACUCUUUCCUCCUACUGGUAUGUGUUCCCUUUCUUCCCAGGAACAAACGUCAUCUGUAAUAAAAAGUCCCCCACCACCUAAAAGCUGAGGUGGGUAAUGAAAUGUACUCAGCUGAUUUUAGGCUUUCUGGUGUUCUGCUUGUGAGUCUGAAGUAUCAUCCCUCUUCAUGAGCAGGGCCUUGGGCACAGAACGGGGUAUAUGGGGCAGUGCAGGUAUCCGCUAGCUCUUGUGUUUUCUCCUAAGGGCACAAAGGCAGAAUUCCCCAAGCUCUCUUACCUUCCUCCUCCUACCUGCAGCAGAGUUACAGACUCUCUGACUCCUAGAGCAGGUGAAAACCUGAAGCAGGGAAAUGUAGGUGGAUUGACGUCAUUAUUUUUGUCUGACGCUGCACUUUUUUUUUUUUUAAGUAUAUUGGUAGUGUAAAAAACACUGCAAAGCUUAUAUUUGCUUGCUUUCAGAGCCAUGGAUCCCUGAAGAACUAGCUAUGAACCUGGAGUGCCCACCAGGAGUUGCAAGGCAAGAGAAGCUGUGCUGAAGAGCAGCUAUUAUAAAGAUCAUGUGUUCACCGGUUCUAAAAACUUGUCUGCUAUUGUGUUUUCAAGACAGUAACAUAGCCUUUUGAUAUAAUUCCAGGGAGUGAGCUAUUUCUUCAGAGAUGAUGAAGUUUAGGUUGUAUCAAGGUUUUUUGUGACUCAAACUAAAUGACUUCCCUCUCCCUCCCUGCAGAGUAAAUCCGAUUUUACUAGGCUUGGCAGUUUCGAAAAAUGCAUGCCAUAGCUGUUAGUUGUAAUGCAGCUACAGCCUUCACAUUCUUGAAUGAGAACGAGGAUAUGAACGAACUUUCAUAGUUUUACCAAAACCUUGCUCUCUAGCAUCACCCUUAAACUCCAUUGUCUGAUUUGCCCAAGCUGUGCUAGAGUUGUGAUUUCAGCCCCUACCUCCUAAUCUGCAAGGGCUCAUUGACAAAAAGAUGGGUUAUUGACGGUUCUUUAAAUUUUCUGCCCACCCACCUGAAUCCUGCAAUCCCUUUUUCUGUGCUUUCCCCUUUGAGGUGGUGAGGGUUACUUCUCUCAGAAAACUUUGGGGAAGAGGAUGGGUGUAUGGAGGGUGCAUCAGGUGCUGGGAACAGGAGCCAGUUGGGCAGCAUAUCUUGGGGAGCUACAGUAGCGGUGGGGAAGGUAGAAAGUCUCUGUCUCACACCCACUCUGGGCUGUGCCCUCUAUCGUAGUGGCUGGGAAGCUCCUGGUGCCCCAUCUCCGUCCUGACAGGGCUUCAUCAAGACUUAAGGCAAGGGACUUUGCCUUUUUUUCCCUCGUGCCUUCUGACCACCUUUAGGCAGCUGCCCUAUGAGUUGCCGUGGCCAGGGGAGGCUGGGUAGCACAUCUCGUUGAUGGGAAAGUGCUUGCGACAAGCUGUGGCCUGGGUGCCCAGGACUGACCAUCACAGCUACUGAUAGUCACCAUGCUGACUAUAGAGCUGCUGCUGUUGCAGCUGUCUCCUCAGAGCAAAGGGUCCCAGCGACUGGUUAUGUCUGUAGGGAUGGGUUGAAAUCCAGUUCACCUAUUAAAAAGUCCUGAAUUUGGCUGCUUCCCAUGAGGGCUCCUCUUGGGCCCUGGGGCAAGGCUCAGCAUUUGAGCUUGCAGCACAGAACGAGGAGGGCUGAAAAGUGCAAGGAGAAAGCUGGAAGUGUGGUGCGCGCCCCGUUCCUGUAACCUUUGAAAUCAAGCUUGUCAAUAUGUUCUUCAUUCGUUUAUUUAUUGACUCGUGUUUGGCAGCAAGCUUCCUAACUUUCUAACUCUCAACGUGGAUAAUAUCAAGCGGAAAUAAAAGAAAGCACACCUUAUUUGCUUGCGUUUUAUUUUCCAGGUAUAUUGUAACAGCAAAUGUGUGGGGUUUUUUUCUUUAAUGUUAUAUAAGGUGAAGCUGACAUAGAUUUAGCUUUCACUUGGAUCCUCACUACUGACAGACCUGUUAAUGGCUGGAUAUCACCCAGUGAAUUUGGAGAGAGAGAGAGAGAGA
Messenger RNA from Struthio camelus australis, 8108 nucleotides. The record is from RefSeq and is a predicted model, not a curated record. Lineage: Eukaryota; Metazoa; Chordata; Aves; Struthioniformes; Struthionidae.